GUGGGGAAGGAUGGUCACUGGUUUGGCCCUCUGGGCACCUGACAUGGGGGCGGGAACCUGUAAAGUCUCUAGAAACCCGGAACUAAUCUUCUCGGACUUACUUUCUUUCAAGUCUCUGUUCUUUUGUGCCUCUUGGAAGGGGAUAGGAGAUAAGGGUCUUCGCUGUGCAGCGACCAGGCACUCAGGCCUAGGGUUUUUCCUGCCGCCUUCCCCUGUGGACCCUUCUGUCUCCGAGCUCUGGUCAUGGCGAGAUUUUGGGUCUGCGCGGCCGGUGCCGCCUUUUUUCUUGCAAGUCUGGUUUUGCAUUCGCGUUUCUGUGGCUCCCCGGUUUUAAGAAAUUUUGCUUUUCGAAUUUCCUGGAAAUCGGAGAAAGUUGCUUCUUACCGGCUGGAUUUGAGUUGGCCUAAGUAUUCAGACUACUUUACAGGAGCAACAUUUUGUGUUGCAGUUGACUCACUCAACGGAUUGGUUUAUGUAGCCCAAAGAGGGGAUAACAUCCCAAAGGUAUUAGUGUUCACAGAGGAUGGAUAUUUCCUACGAGCCUGGAAUUUUACAGUUGACACACCACAUGGUAUGUUUGCAGCCAGUACACUACAUGAACAAUCCGUCUGGAUCACAGAUGUAGGAAGUGGAUCCUAUGGUCAUACUGUUAAAAAAUACAAUACCUUUGGUGAUCUUGUUCAAGUUUUGGGUACGCCUGGGGAAAAAGGCACAGGUUUGAAUCCCCUGCAGUUUGAUAACCCUGCAGAACUAUACGUAGAUGACACAGGAGAUAUUUACAUUGUGGAUGGGGAUGGAGGAUUGAAUAACAGAUUGAUCAAACUGUCCCAAGAUUUCAUGAUCCUUUGGCUGCAUGGAGAAAAAGGGACAGGGCCUGCUAAGUUCAACAUACCUCACAGUGUUACACUUGAUUCAUCUGGUCGGGUGUGGGUUGCUGACCGAGGAAAUAAAAGAAUCCAAGUGUUUGAUAAGGACACUGGAGAGUGGUUAGGAGAAUGGAAGAGUUGUUUCACAGAAGAAGGACCUUCUUCAGUUAGAUUUACUCCGGAUGGGAAGUACUUGAUUGUGGCCCAGCUGAAUCUCAGCAGGCUGUCCCUUCUGGCAGCACCCCCUGUGGGAAGCAUUGGUGACUGCUCUGUGAUCAGCACAAUCCAACUACCAGAUCAAGUGUUGCCACAUCUCUUAGAAGUCGACAGAAAGACUGGAGCAAUCUAUGUAGCGGAAAUUGGGGCAAAACAAGUUCAAAAAUAUGUCCCUCUGAAUAGCUAUGUUCCUGCAUUUGGUGCAUAGAGUUUUAUUCCUGGAGAUGCUUGAUGGCAUGGCAGUUCAGAUUCAGAGAUUCAUUAAGGGUUUACCAUUGGUAGCCAAGCACAAGAAUUUGUUUUUACUGGAUCUAUUUGAUCAGAAGUAUUCAUUUUUGAUUUUAUGCCAUUAAGAAUCAUGUUUUGUUGAUAUUCUUGGGAUUUAAUUUUACUUACUAAGUGCUUAAGGACAUUUUAGUGAAAGAAAUGUAACUUAAAAAAACGGUGUCAGAAAGAGGAACUAAGAUUGUAACCUAGUUAUUUGUCCUAGCAAAUAACUCCUUUGGUUUAGAAAAAAGAAAAGAAAAAGUGGGACUAAAAAUGAGUUCAUAUUAUAAUUUAUCGGAUAUUGUGAAGAACUGCAAACCUCCAGUCCAUUCAACUUACGUAAAAUGGACUGCUUGAGAAAUUGUGAAUAAAAUAAACUUUUCAGUAAUUUGAGUACCUGCCAGGUCCUGAAGAUUCAAAAAUGAGGAAGCAUUGUUGUGUGCCUUUGUGUAGCUCGAGAUCAGUGGGGAGACAAGCAGACAGUCACAGCACAGACAGCAGCGCACAAGUGUAGAGGGACAUUAGUAGGAGCACAGUAUGUAAUUGAAUUCGUGGAGUCUGCCCAGGAAGUCAGCUUGAGCUUGAACUUCAAAACCAGGAGGAAUUUGCCAGGGCACGCAGAGGGGGAAAUAUGUUUAAAAGCCCAAGUUGGGUUUUGUUCUUUAGCUAUAAGAGGCUUAAUGUGAUCUAUAAAUAUAGGAGUAUCUGACAUCCAAUAAGCACUUUACUGAGAGGAGUUUUUAUAAAUAAAUAGAAUUUUUAAAGGUUCAUGUUAAAAAUAGGGCCUCUCCUUAAUUCUUUCUAUACAAUUUUCUUUUUCUUUUUUUUUUUUAGCACGAACUCAGUUCUUUUCUAACAUUUGUCUACCUCAAAAAAAAUUUUCAGGAGAAUUAUUUAUAUGGAGGUGUGCCAAACUUUUGGAGCAAUUAAGAUGAAAAUUUUCCUGCCUUCUUAUUUCUACUUCUAUUUCUAUCCUCUUCCCUCACACUGGUCUGAAUAUUGGCUUAGAUUAGGUUUUGGGGGAACCUUACUAUAUUGUGAUCUUUCAAAAUUCUUCCCCUUUCCUUCCAUCCCCUUUAUCCCAGUGUUAUACUGUGAUUGUAGAGCAUAUGAGGAGUCUUGAGCUGACUUUGCUCCUCCCCCAUUAUGUCUGGAGUCAUAAUGAAUUUAUGACUGAAUCCACUUGUUCAGAUACAUGGAUCAUAAUGUGGUUAGGAAGGUAAAUCUUCCAACAGGAAACCCUAACCUGUAUUCUGAGGACUUUGGUCAAUGUGUCUGUGCAGCUAUUUGAUCUUGAACACACUAUCUUCAUUUUGAGUAAUGUGGGAGUAUGGUGGCAUUUCCUCUUUCACGAGGCUGUGAGGAUGAGGUGUUCACCAGGUACAGAUGUGCCCUUCAAGUCUUAUAAAACUUGCUGAAAAUGUUAUUUCUGUAUAUCUGCAAAAAGUGUUUGAUUGGUAUCCUUGCAAUCACAGCAUUACACUUUUUUCCUUUAGAUUAAUUGAUUGAAUGAUAAAUGUGUUUUCCAUUGAAAAUAUGCAUAUUAAAAUUUUGAAAGAAAAGUCCAUAUUAUCUGACUUUCCAAUUAAAGAUUGAUUUUAUCAUCAUAAAAAACAGUUUAUGACUUCUUACUCCAUUACUCAGCAAUCGUAAUAUCACAGAUUGGUGCUCAGAGAAUGUCCCCAUCUUUAUAAAAUGUAAGGUGCUAUGCAUAAAUAUUGAUGGAGGUUACUUGGAGGAUUUAAACAGCCUGGCUUUGUUUGAGGUGUUGGGUGGUUACAACUAAGGGUAAUAACUACCUAUUGUCUUAUGUUUUUACAGUAGAAGUGAAACCUCUUUAUGCCUCUACUUUCUGGGCUCAUUCAUGGAGUAGGGAGGGGCGGGAAGGGAGGAAGUGUUCCAAUCAGAAACCAAAGGCUAAGUUUUUUUUGUUUGUUUGUUUGUUUGUUUGUUUUUUAUUACUUCCUCUAUAAGAGUGAAUCUUUAGAUGAAAUGUUUGUCAUCCUGAGAAAACUUAGGUGCAGUCUAAUGUGAAACAAAGAGGAACUGUUAAAUUCAUGUGUAGGUCACUUAGCAAAAGACUUCUUCAAGCACUGCUGCUAUAAGGUUAAAACAACAAAAUCCUAACUUAUUGGGCUUUUGCUGGUUUUAGACACUUAGUAUUUGAAAGCAGGAGUGUAUUACCAACAUUAAAAUUGGGAACUCCUAGGGAUUUACUUGUUAGGCAUCCUAAAAUAUAUCAAUCAUUUUUCUAAAAUCCUACAUUUAUAUGACUUUAAAUUGCUUUAUUUUCAGCAAUAAUCAAAAAAUUUUAAGUCAGAACUAAUCAGAACAUUCAGCAAAAAGUAUUAAGACCCAAAAAAAAAAAAAAAAAAAGAAAUGGAUAUUGUUACUCAGGCAAGUAACUCUCUGGCAAGUAAGUCCUCUGCCAUUAGUAGUUGACUGCUAGUUGAAAAACAACCUACUUAAACCAUUGCCCUACUUCUGGAAGGUACCGUUUUGCACUUGUGUUGCAUUAUGUUCUUCAUACAAAAGAGGGCACUAGAGUUCUGCAUAUAGUAAGCAUUUCUUGAAAUAAAUGGGCAAAUGUCAACCUUCUCUAUAGCUUUGACUUUAAAAUUGAAUCUACAGUGUUAACCAUACCUAUGCUUUUUCUGCAUCUUGCUUACCUUUUGAGGAAAAUGGGUUUACAGAUGACACAUUUUUCAAGGGUUGGAAAAAUACUGUUUAAUUGAACUUUUCUGCAUUGAAAAAAAAGUUUAAAUCUUUUCAAUAAUUCAAACUGACAGAUUGAGGUGAAUAAUUCACUUUAAACAAAGGAAAAAAUGAUAAUCUGAUUAUGUGAGUGUAGUACAAUAGAAGAUGCAUUUUUAUCAACAGAAUUCUUUUUCUUAGUACUAGUUUUUUUUUUUUUUUUUAAAAAACAAUUUUGCCUUGUGGUUUCUGUUUAUUUUACAUAUAAGAAAAGUGGGUUAUUUAUAGCAAAGUCAAAUCAUUUCUGUACCUAGCACUUAUCCAUAGAAUCUAUGAGUUGAUAGAGCAAACCAAUCCUCUAACAUGUAGAUACUCCUAAAAGGAGUAUACAAAAGAACGAAGUAGAAUUGGAACAAUAAAAAUAGCAUUUCUUGAAAACUUUACCUCCUGCAUUGUAAAUAAUAAUAAAUAAAAUUUAAUUCUUCUAUGUAAUUCAUAAAGAAAAGAUACGUGUUUUGUGUCUGAAGUCACUUAGUUGAACGUUUGCAUUAAGGUGAAAGCAGGAUUCCAAGAAACACAAUAUUGAAUGAAACUGCAUUAAUUUGGGAAAGAAGAUAUGUUUAUGGUUUUAAGAUUCUGUGUCCAGGAAUAUAAAUCAUUCUAAUGCCUUAUUUUAUAUCCUUUAAGAAGAUUUCAUCUUUUUUUCUGUUUAGAUUCUUUUGUGACAAAUUUAAAUUCUUGUAUCAAAUUUUACUAUACAUUUUCCUAUUUCUGAUUAGUCACUGAUAUUAGGAGAGGUCUUAAUUUUAUCUUCUAUUUACCUUAAAAAUGUUCCUACUUUUAAUUAGUAUUAUGUAUAUUUGUAUUUUCUUGAUAUUCCACUUUGAAAAUAAAGAUAACUGCAUAAAGAUAGCUUUCGAUAGUCAUAUUUUUGUUAUUAAAAUUUUUUAUUACAGUAGCUACACCAUUCAAAACUGUUGAAUAAUAGUGGUGAUAGGGAUAUCCUUAUUUCUGACUUUAAUGGACAUAUCAGUAUUUUACCAAUAAAUAUUAUG
Sciurus carolinensis (gray squirrel) is the source of this 5098-nucleotide messenger RNA. It is a transcript of the gene Nhlrc3, whose product is annotated as NHL repeat containing 3. The transcript has 7 exons. The coding region runs from base 244 to 1290 and encodes 348 amino acids. Gene Ontology annotation, molecular function: translation repressor activity; protein binding; ubiquitin protein ligase activity. The record is from RefSeq and is a predicted model, not a curated record. Gene Ontology annotation, biological process: proteasome-mediated ubiquitin-dependent protein catabolic process; protein polyubiquitination; negative regulation of translation. Lineage: Eukaryota; Metazoa; Chordata; Mammalia; Rodentia; Sciuridae.